AUGGCGUCCCUCAGAGGAAAGGUGAUUGCUGUGACUGGCGCAGGCGGCGGCAUUGGAUCGGUCACCGCAAGAUUUCUUGCCUCCAAAGGGGCCAGCCUUGCGCUGGCCGACAUGGAUGUCAAAGGGUUGAACCGGGUGACUGAAGAAAUUCGCCAAAAGUAUCAAAGCAGCGUGGUCACGACCAAGGUGGACGUCUCCGACUCCCAGCAAGUGGACGCCUGGAUCACCUCGACGGUCAAACACUUUUCUAAACUCUCAGGUGGUGUGAACCUGGCUGGGACAGUUGGCAAGGAGUUUGGGCUGAAGCAAGCACAUGAAAUCUCCGAUGCGGACUUUGACUUGGUCAUGGCGAUCAAUGUCAGAGGUCUCAUGGCAUGCCAACGGGCACAGUUGCGGUACAUCGAGGACGGCGGAUCGAUCGUUAACGCGGCCAGCGUCUCAGGAAAGAUGGGCAUUCCCAAAGCAGCAUCUUACGCUGCCAGCAAGCAUGCGGUCAUUGGGCUGACGAGGGUCGCCGCGGCCGAAAAUGGCCAUCGCAACGUUCGGGUGAAUGCGAUUGCACCAGGAGCUAUCGACACUAAGAUGCUAGAUCUAGCGAAGGAAGCAGGGGGUGCUGUGAGCGGGCAAGGAAUGUCUCCAAUCAAACGGAUGGGCAAGCCAGAGGAAGUGGCAAAGUUGAUUGCAUUCUUGUUGAGCGAUGACUCUUCAUUUACGACCGGCGCAGUCUACACAAUUGACGGUGGCAUGACUCCUUAG
Fonsecaea erecta is the source of this 756-nucleotide messenger RNA. RefSeq lists its product as hypothetical. The record is from RefSeq and is a predicted model, not a curated record. Gene Ontology annotation, molecular function: oxidoreductase activity. The transcript has 2 exons. The coding region runs from base 1 to 756 and encodes 251 amino acids. NCBI's taxonomy places the organism in Eukaryota, Fungi, Ascomycota, Eurotiomycetes, Chaetothyriales, Herpotrichiellaceae.